This is a messenger RNA of Aspergillus calidoustus, 516 nucleotides long. The record is from the annotation of a GenBank genome assembly. NCBI's taxonomy places the organism in Eukaryota, Fungi, Ascomycota, Eurotiomycetes, Eurotiales, Aspergillaceae.
AUGACCAACUCAACCACCCCGGAAACCCCCCUCUUCUCAACAACCCUCAUCUCCCCCACCGUCUCCGCCUCCCUCCCAGAGGGCUACAAGCUGCGCCCUCUCGCGCGCUCCGACUACAACAAGGGCUACCUCGACGUGCUGCGCGUUCUCACAACCGUCGGCGACAUUUCAGAGGAAGCCUGGAACACGCGGUACGACUGGAUCUCCGCCCGCAAUGACGAGUACUACAUGAUUGUGAUUGAGGACGAGAAGGGCGCAAUCGUCGCAACGGGGAGCCUGAUUGUUGAGCGCAAGUUCAUUCACUCGCUCGGGAUGGUUGGACAUAUUGAGGAUAUUGCGGUUGAGAAGGGGCAGCAGGGGAAGAAGCUGGGGCUUCGGUUGAUUCAGGCGCUGGAUUUCAUUGCGGAGAAGGUUGGGGCUUAUAAGACGAUUCUCGAUUGCUCAGAGACGAAUGAGGGAUUUUACCUCAAGUGUGGGUUCAGGAAGGCUGGGUUGGAGAUGGCUCAUUAUUACUAG